Messenger RNA from Trichoplax adhaerens, 1212 nucleotides. RefSeq lists its product as uncharacterized. Gene Ontology annotation, cellular component: nucleus. The coding region runs from base 1 to 1212 and encodes 403 amino acids. Gene Ontology annotation, molecular function: RNA binding. The transcript has 8 exons. The record is from RefSeq and is a predicted model, not a curated record. Lineage: Eukaryota; Metazoa; Placozoa; Uniplacotomia; Trichoplacea; Trichoplacidae.
AUGGCGUCGUCAAUUAAUUCCAGUGGCCAUUACCGUUGUCGAUUAUUUGUUGGCAAUUUGGCCGAUUGCGAUGAAAAUGAAGUCCGCCAACUAUUUCAGCAAUACGGCCAAGUCCUUGAAUGUUCAGCAAGCAAGGAAAAGAGUUAUGCCUUUGUUAAAAUGGACACUACUGAAAACGCUAACCGUGCUAAACUUGAAUUGGACGGUAAAAAAGUGAAAAAUCGACUUCUUCGUGUCCGCUUUGCUUCAUCCAAUUCAACGAUUGUUGUCAGCAAUUUAAAUCAAUACGUUACCAAUGAACUAUUACGACAAGGUUUUGAAAAAUUUGGUAAAAUCCAUCGAGCCGUCGUUAUUGUCGAUAUGCGUGGAAAGUCGUCAGGUCGCGGUCUAGUCGAAUUUUCACAUAAAAAAGAAUCCAUGGCUGCUAUUAAAGAAUGUACAGAAAAUGCCCUAUUACUCACUAGAUCUAUGAGGCCUGUAACUGUAAGAAGCCUCGAGGCUGAAGACGAUGAAGAUGGAUUACCAGAAAGAGUCGUUCGCAAUAAUGCUGCUUAUCAAAAGGAAUGGAGUGUUUCACCUAGAAUUGUAAAGCGUAACUCUCGAGAGUGGGAAUUUAUACAACGAUGGAAGGAUUUAGAUAAAGAUCUUAAAGAACAAAGACAAGCUGUCGAUACUAAAAUGAAAACGAUGGAACAACAACUUGAGCAAGAAAUCGAUGAAAUUCUAGCGAAAGAAAGUUAUGAACUUCAACAACAACAAAAAUUACGAGAAGAACAAUUACAGCAACAAAUGCAACAACGCUUCGUUCCUCCUCAUCCGGGCAUGCGUAUGGGCCAUCCUCCAGAAAUGCCUCUCAUGCCCAAACCAGAUAUGUACCACGGUGGCGGAUCGCCAAUAAUGAGAGGAAGAGUUCCACCGGCAAGAAUGCCUUUUAGAAGUGAACAUGAGGAAAUGCCUAAUCAGCCAAUGAUGGCUGAUAUGUGGAAUAGUGGAGCCCCUAUGAUGGAUCAGAGGGUUCCUCCCCAUCCUUAUCCUGAUCACCAGCAGAACAUAGUAGGCAGUCGACAAUCAUCACGAGAUAAUACUCCAAGAGAUGACAGGAAAAGAGAGGCUUCGGGCUUUAGUAAGGGUCCUGCAGCUAAUGCGUAUGACUAUUAUCCUAACAACGAACACGAUCCAAUGUUUAAUCCAAAACGAUUCCGCAGAAUGUGA